AGAGAAAGCAAUGGGUGAAGAUAGAGAAUUGAGGUUGAAGUUAUUAUCCGUUUGAAGCAACAAUGAGAGGGUGCUGCGUAUUGCCAUUUAGUUUUCCACAUAUUGCCAUUGGUGUUUCUCAUUCUCAUUCUUUCACUAUUCACACCCCAACAUCAAAAUCAAUACUCUCCUCUAUCCAUAAUCAUCCAUUCUCUCCAACUUCACUUCAUGCUCAACAACAACAACAACCACAUCAUCAUCAAGAAGAAGACGAAGAAAGCUUUCAAAUUCUAACAUCUGUUAAAACUGAUUACAAUCAUAUCAUGAUUGUUGAUACCCCUAAAUCUACAAUGCUUCUCCUUGAUUCAUCUCAUAAUGUUCAUAGCAUUCUUUAUAAGGACAAAAAGUGGACUAAUUCCUACUGGGUAUGUAUGUAUGAUGAAUUUUCCAGCUUACCAGCCAUUGUUCCAAAAGGUCCCAUUGCUAUCUUAGGUUUGGGUGGUGGAACUGCUGCUCAUCUGAUGCUUGAAUUGUGGCCGGCAUUGCAACUCGAAGGCUGGGAGAUUGAUGACAUUUUGAUUGAUAAAGCAAGAGAUUAUUUUGGCUUAUCUGACCUGGAGAAGACAAACGAAGAUGGCGGCAUUCUAAAUGUUCAUAUUGGCGAUGCCUUCAUUCCAUCAGAUGAUUUGCACAGAAGAUAUGCAGGAAUUGUGGUUGACUUGUUCUCUGACGGAAAAGUUUUGCCUCAGCUGCAAGAGGUUAGUACUUGGUUGGAAUUACAUGAUAGAUUGAUGGCCAAUGGUCGUUUUAUGGUGAACUGCGGCGGGAUCGAUGGGGUGGAUGGAAGUACUGAUCCAAAAAAAUUAUCAAAUGACGAGGCGUGGUUAUUAAAUGCUGCAAUCAAAGCAUUAUUGAAAGCAUUUCCUGGACAACUAAGUUGGAAAAGAAUGCCAAAGGAAACGGGUCAGAAUUUUAUGGCACUUACAGGACCUUUACCUGAUCUGAAAUCUUGGUCUGCUAAUGUCCCAUCUCCUUUAAGCACAGGAGUGAUGGAUUGGAAACCUUGUGAAAUAGUUUCUGGAAUUUGAUUUUUACCACUUCUUAGUAAAUGUAGAAAUAUGUUUUGUAGGGAAAGAAGUGAAAUUAUUGAGAAUAUUUCAAACUAGUAUUCUUUUGACAUUUUCUUGGGGAUAAUUGUGUAUGUAUCUGUGACACCCAUAAUUAACACCUCAUAUAAAUAAAGCCUAAUAAAAUAG
This is a messenger RNA of Medicago truncatula (barrel medic), 1235 nucleotides long. RefSeq lists its product as uncharacterized. The coding region runs from base 63 to 1067 and encodes 334 amino acids. The transcript is spliced from 8 exons. The record is from RefSeq and is a predicted model, not a curated record. NCBI's taxonomy places the organism in Eukaryota, Viridiplantae, Streptophyta, Magnoliopsida, Fabales, Fabaceae.